AUGUUUGCCUUUCCCGAGACAAAACGACGCGUGCUCAUUGACCCUACAGACCCGGACGUUUUCUGUUUUUUUUUUACUCUUUCUUUCUUUCUUUCUUUCUUUCUUUCUUUCUUUCUUUCUUUCUUCGACCGUUCCACCGUUCCACCUUCUUCGUUCGUUCGUUCGUUCGUUCGUUCGUUCCUUCCUUCCUUCCUUCUCGUGCGUUCACAUCUAUCUAUCUAUCUAUCUAUCUAUCUAUCUAUCUAUCUAUCUAUCUAUUCUAAAUCCUUUACAACUGAGUACAAACCACUAUCUAUCCCUUUUCUUAUUUGCUUUUCUAUCUUGUCUUUCGACAGCUUUUCUUUCUUUCUUUCUUUCUUUCUUUCUUUCUUUCUUUCUUUCUUUCUUUCACUGUCUGUUCCUAUCUAUCUAUCUAUCUAUCUAUCUAUCUAUCUAUCUAUCUAUUCAAGCAGAUUUGGCAGGCUUGAAUUUCAAAUACAAAAACGCACAAAACCUUAUCUCACUUUCGAACCCUUUCUUUCUUUCUUUCUUUCUUUUAUUCAUUCAUUUCAUUUUUCAUCAUUGUGCCUUUCAUUCAUUCAUUUAUUCAUUCUUAUUUCUUUGUGCCAUUUUAAAUCAUUCUCCUUUAUGUAUUUUAUUCAUUAUUCUUUUUCUUCUAUUUUUUUUCACUUAUUCAUUUUUUUUCUUCAUGAUUUUCAUUUAUCCAUUUUACUUACUUUCCUUCUUUUCUUUCUAUUUUUCUUUCUUUCUUAA
Acanthosepion pharaonis is the source of this 753-nucleotide messenger RNA. NCBI's taxonomy places the organism in Eukaryota, Metazoa, Mollusca, Cephalopoda, Sepiida, Sepiidae. The record is from the annotation of a GenBank genome assembly.